Messenger RNA from Mauremys reevesii (Reeves's turtle), 1595 nucleotides. It is a transcript of the gene PAQR4, whose product is annotated as progestin and adipoQ receptor family member 4. Gene Ontology annotation, molecular function: signaling receptor activity. Gene Ontology annotation, cellular component: membrane. NCBI's taxonomy places the organism in Eukaryota, Metazoa, Chordata, Testudines, Geoemydidae. The record is from RefSeq and is a predicted model, not a curated record.
GGGGGGCCCCGGGCCAUGGCCUGUCUGGGGGGGCCCCGGCUGCUGGACUGGGCCAGUCCCCACCUGCAGUUCAACCGCUUCGUGCUGACGGGCUACCGGCCGGCGAGCUCGGGCUCGGGCCGCCUGCGGAGCCUCUUCUACCCGCACAACGAGCUGGGCAACCACGACCCGCACCGCAUCCCCCUGCUGGGCUUCGUCUUCCUGCUGCCCCUGUCCAUCCCGUGGGCGCGGAUCUCGGUGGGCUGGCUGGCCGUGGUGCACUACCUGGCCUGCGUGGUGCCCCAGCUGGGCAGCGUGCUCUACCACCUCUUCAUGAACCACGAGGGGGGGCCGGCCGUCUACCACACCCUGCUGACCCUCGACAUGUGCGGGGUCUGCAUGGUCAACACGCUGGGUGCCCUUCCCAUCAUCUACUGCACCCUGGCCUGCUCCCCGCUUCCCCGCAGCGCCGCCCUGCUGGCCUACACGGCGCUGUCCAGCUACGCCAUCAUCUGCGCGGUGACGGCCCACUCCAACGUGCGGCGCCUGCGCUCCUUCGCCUGGCAGGCCCUCUUCCGCUUCUUCUUCUUCUACCUGCGCUGGGCGGGCCUGGGCACGGGCCACCCCUCCUCGCUGCGCUCGUACCUCAUCAUGGACGGCCUGGCCCUGCUGGGGGGCGUCAUCAACAUCUCCCGCGUGCCUGAGCGCUGGCAACCCGGCCGCUUCGACUACUGGUUCAACAGCCACCAGAUCAUGCACGUGCUGGUGGUGGUUAGCAUCCUCUACCUCCACUGGGGGGUGGUGGCCGACUUGCUGUGGGUCACCAGUUAUGCCUGCCCCCAGGACUGACCGGGCCCGCCAGCCAGCAGAGAAUGGUGUGGUCUUGUGCCUGCGUCCCUCCAGGUCACCACACAAUGGAUUCCCGUUGGCCAAGGGGGUCUUCUGGAUCCACUCCCGUUUGCUGAGGGGUCUUCUGGGUUGCCGGUGAUGGAUUCUCAUUGGCCAAAGUGUCCUCUUGAUCCACUCCUGUUGACCAACAAUGGAUUCCCAUUGAUAAAGGCAUCCUCUAGAGUCACUCCUGGUGGCCAACAAUGGAUCCCCAUUGGCCAAGGGAUCUUCUGGAUGGCCAAUGAUGGAUUUCUGGUGGUUUUGGGGACUUCUGGAUCAACGCCCAUUGGCUAAGGGGUUUUCUGGAUCACCAGAGCAGGGCUCCCACUGGUUGAGAGUCAUUGUGGGUUGGAUUUCCAUGGUCAAGAGCUCUUCUCUGUUGCCAGUAAUGACUUCCAUUGACUAGACUCCCUUUGGCUAAUGAGGGUGCUUCUGGGUCACUAGCCACAGGCUCCCUUUAACAAAGCUCGAGCCAGAUGCCCACUGUUCGUGGGUCAUUCUGGACCACCAGGGAUGGAUUUCUAUUGUUUGCGGUCCUUUGGAUCCUUCUGGAUCACCAGCAGUGCUUGCCCAUAGGGACUGGGGCAGGGUGGGGGGCUGCGAGGGGCACUAUUUUGAGGAGCUGGGAGGUGGAGCAGCCUCCCUCUCCCUUUAGACCUUUUAUCCAGGUCUCUUACAGACUUUGAGACACCAUGCAAUACUUUCUACUUUUUAAAGGGCUGACAAGG